CCCACCUGUGUCAGAAGCUUCGUUCUUUUUUCUUUAAUCCGAUUCUUUUUUGUCUCUCCUCUCAAACUCAUUUCUUUCCAGGAGUCGAUCUUUAAACCUCUCUUUCCUUCCUUCUAUUUUUUCCAAUUUCGCUUCCUUUUUUCUCCAGAAUCCUUAUUCUUCGACUCCUUGCCAGACUUCUGGCUCCCCCAGGACUUCUCUCCUUUUCAGGGGCCUGUGACUUCUGCGAUAGGAGGUUGAGCUUUUGAAGUGUCGUUUGAAGGUUUUAAGAUUUCCCUUUCUCCGAACCAGGAGUCACAGAUGCCAGGAAGGAUGGCCCCCCACAAGAAGUCUCGAAAUUCCCCAAGCUUGCCCCUGGCAUUAAACCCCCUGAAGAGCAAGGAGGUGUUGGCAGUGCUGGCUGAGAGGAACCAGACCAUAGUACCAGUGGGGGCGUGGGUGGAGCCUGCCUCACCAGAUAUUUCGGAAAUCCCAGCACAUACUUCAGCAUAUAUGAUUGAAGAAGAACUAAAGGAACAGCUAAGAAAAAAAGAAGCAGCUCUGAAGCGUUUUCAGAGACAAGUCAAAUACCGAGUAAAUCAACAAAUUAGGCUGAGAAAAAAGCAACAGUUUCAGAAGUCUUAUGAAGCAGCAGAAAAAGAAGGCAUUAUAGCCAUGCAGUCUUCAGAUCCAGCACAAUUAACUCCUAAAAGGAGAACAAGUGUUUUUCCAAACAAUUUGAAUGCUGCUAUUGUAAGUUCUAGGUUAUCCCCUUCUCAGAUGCUUGGGGAUGGAAUAGAAGAUGGAGAGAAUCAGAAUGAAUUAUUCCAACGACAAGCCCAGGCUCUUAGUCAAACCAUGAAACGGGCACGUCAUCAGCUGGCAUCCUUUAAAACUAACUCACUUUGUAGGAAACCAGCAUCCAUCAAGAUAAAUAUAGGAGUAAGAGGAGAAUUCCCUUUGAAGGUCCAUCAAGAUCACAUUACUGCUAUACAUUAUCAGAACUUAAUGGAAAAUCAGGAAAUUGACUUUGAGGAAUCUGUACCCAUUAUGAUAGAUGAGGAAGGGAGAGAUGAUUUGCAUUUGGGGGACCAGCAGGAUUUCCUUUCUGAAGUCAAGCACAAGCAUUUUGGCAGAGUUCAGAAAGUAACAUUCAAAAAUCCAUUAUUUGCUGUGAUAGAAGAGGAAGAGUUUAAGAGGAAGGGUCUUCAGAGCUUUCAGAAUACUUUGCCAGAAGCCCGGGAUUACCUUCCAGAAGACAGAGAUGAUCUGCCAGAAACCCAGGAUGAUUUACCAGGAGUCCAGAGUGUUGAACCAGAAGCCCAGAGUGUUGAGGCAGACAUCCAGGCUAUUGAGUUGGAGGUUCGGGGUGUUGAGCCUGAAGCACGGGCUGCUGAGCCUGAAGCCCAGGCUACUGAGCCCAAAGCACAGGCUGUUGAACCCGAAUCACAGGCUGUUGAGACAGAAACUCAGGGUGUUAUGCUGGAAUCCCGGAGUAUUGAGCUGGAAGAUUCAAGUAUUACCCUGGAAGCCCAGGAUUUUCUACCCAAAAACCAGAGUUUUCUAUCCAAAGACCAGGGUAUUCUACCUGAAGACCAGAAUAUUCUACUCAAAAGUCAGAACCAGGAUUUUAUUCCUAAAGACCAGAAAGCAAAUUUGAAGCAGCCAGCACCAACUCGGAUAGGUAGGAGCGGGAGAGAGGCAUUUCCUCUGGAUUUCCAUCAGUAUAUUCUACACAGGCAUCAAGAUCAGGCCUUCCUCAGGGGCAAGAAAGUACGCUUUAAGGAGCCUUGUUCUGAUAAUACAGAUGAGAAAGGGAGAGAACUCCAGGACCAGGCAUUCGUCAGAAAUCAGGACACGUUUCCCAAGCAACCUUCAUGUUUUUUGAGAGAAGAGAGGAGGAGAGAUGAAUUGCCUGUGGAGUAUUGUCAAUAUGUUACAUCUAAAAUCCAGGACCAAGCCUCCUCUAGAGAACAGCAACCCUCAUCUUUAAUGAGAGGAGAGAGAAUGAGAAAGGAAUUGCCUCUGGAGUAUUGUCAGUAUGUUACACCUAACAUUCAGGACCAAGCCUCCUCUAGAGAACAGAGCUUCCACUUCAAGCAGCAGCCAUCUGUUGAAACAGAUGAAAGACUGCGAGAGGAUUUGCUUCUGGAUGGCCAUCAGCGUCUUCCACCCAGGCACCAGAGAGAGGCUUCCAGUAGAAGACAGGUUUAUGACAAAUAUCAAUCAGGAUUUAACACUGAAUUCCAAGCACUUAAGUCUGGAGUAGAUGAAGAAGAAGAUAAGAAAGAGCGUCAAAAGCAGUACCUGAGAUAUAGACGGCUUUUCAUGGAUAUUGAGAGAGAACAAGUAAAGGAACAACAAAGGCAAAAAGAACGUAAGAAGAAAAUUGAAAAAAUCAAGAAAAAGAAGGAGCAGCAACGUUAUGCUGAAGAGCAGAGGAUCCUGAGAAUGACCCUUCAUGAUGAAGCACAUUCAGGGGAGACGUUGAGUGAGAGAUUAGCCCAGUUACAACUUGAAGAAACAAAAGGAGCCAGAGAGAAACAGCAACAGAGAGAAAAGGAAUACAUAAGAUAUGUGGAUGCUUUAAGAGCCCAGAUCCAGGAGAAAAUGCAGCUGUAUAAUAUUACUUUACCUCCACUAUGCUGUUGUGGUCCUGAUUUUUGGGAUGCUCAUCCUGAUACCUGCGCCAACAAUUGUAUCUUCUACAAAAAUCACAGAGCAUAUACUCGGGCACUCCAUUCAGUCAUCAAUUCCUGUGAUAUCCCUGAGGGGAACUCAGCUCUUCGAACUGCCAUCCGUAACUUUGCUUCUGUACACAGACGAUCUCUGAAAAAUCUGUAAGAAGAAUGUGAAAUCAAUUGGUAGUAUUUCAGUCUUCACUGAAAAUCAACCCUUAGAGAUUAUUUAGGAAAAGAUAAGGUAUAUAAGAUGUAUAAUUCUGAAAAGAAAGACUGUCCCACAUACCAGCCAUCUCCAUAAGUAGAUUGUAUGUGCUGUUUCAGUCUUUGCCUUGGGACCAAGAUUGAGAGGUGACUUCCAAACUUGUCUCUUUGUUGUGAACCACACGGAGUUUUAAAAAACGAUCAAACCAGUAAAAUUUCUCUUACUUUGCUCUGCUCUGAUCCACAAGAGGUCAUGAGAAAUCUUAGAAAUAAUCUCAUUUACCAUCUUUCUAAAUGUACCUUUGCAUUUUGACAAAACUGAAAGUGUCUGGGUGAAGCAUAAAAGAAGGUGAAAGGAGUUUCUAAGCAUCAGUGGCCACUAUUGUUGUUAACUUUUCUAGUUGUGUUUAACAUUUGGAGAUGAGAAGAAUCUGAAUUUGGUACACAUUUUAUUCUAAAAAAUUUUUCUCUCCUAUUUAAAAAAAAAUUAUUUAUUGCCUCUUUCCCCAUUUGGUGACAUUGGACAUAGGUUUUAUAUUUAAUUUCUAUUUUUUAUUCAAAUAAAAAGGUAAAUAAACUCUGUCUUUUGAAUGCUCAACAUUCCCAUGUGAAAUAAUUGUGACAUUUCAAAAGUGAACCUGCAGUCAAAGUGAGUAAAAGCCUGCCUUAUUUUCCUGUCUUAAAAAAAUUGGUGAGUGACAUGCCUAUCAGUUGAAAUACAAAUUUCUAUAUUUAGUAUAAAUUUGGUAUUUCUUCAUAGUAUUUCCUAACACAAAAUAUGAAAAGGUUUAAUAUUAUAAAUUAAAGACAGAUACUGACAAUUGUUCUCUCCUAUUUUCUCUAAUGUUAAAGUGCUGAAAAGAACUUAGGUUAUGUCUCCAUAAAUGCCUAAACUUCUAGCCAGGUCAUUGAAAAUAAGUCAGAAUUACUCAUGUAACAAGAUUAACUGGUUAUUUUACCAGAUUAACAAUCUACUUCCAUCAUAUUCUUUGAAGUAAUAAUAUCCUGGAUUCAGCUGUUAACAGUUAUUUUGUUCUUUUAACAACUUUACUGAGUUAUAAUUCAUACACUAAACAAUUCAGCGAUUUGAACUGUAGAAUUCACUUUUUCUUAGUAUAUUCAAAGGAUUGUACAACCAUCACUUCCGUCAAUUUUAGAACAUUUUCUUCAUCCCAGAAUAAACCCUGUAGUCAUGAGCAGUUGCCUUCUGUUUCCCCUAAACCUGUGCCUCACUCCAGCCCUAGGCAAUCACUAAUCUUUCUGUCUCUAUAGAUUUGCCUACUCUGGACUUUUAAUAUAAAUGGACUCUUACAAUAUGUGGUCUUUGUAACUGGCUUUUUUCAUUUAGCAUAAUGUUGUC
This is a messenger RNA of Choloepus didactylus (southern two-toed sloth), 4224 nucleotides long. It is a transcript of the gene CCDC15, whose product is annotated as coiled-coil domain containing 15. The transcript has 17 exons. The record is from RefSeq and is a predicted model, not a curated record. Bases 301 to 2823 code for a protein of 840 amino acids. Lineage: Eukaryota; Metazoa; Chordata; Mammalia; Pilosa; Megalonychidae. Gene Ontology annotation, cellular component: centrosome.